This is a messenger RNA of Plasmodium vinckei vinckei, 924 nucleotides long. Its product is annotated as conserved Plasmodium membrane protein, unknown function. The record is from RefSeq and is a predicted model, not a curated record. NCBI's taxonomy places the organism in Eukaryota, Apicomplexa, Aconoidasida, Haemosporida, Plasmodiidae. Bases 1 to 924 code for a protein of 307 amino acids. The transcript has 4 exons.
AUGAUAAGUUUGAAGAUACAGAAUAUGAAUCGGUUGGAAGAUGAUAAGGAGAAUUUUGAGGAGAAUGCAGGAAACUUAUUUGAGUAUAUAUAUGAGAUGAUAAAACGUAAAAACAAAUUAAGAAGAUUACAAUUAAAAAUAAAUUUAUAUUGUAUAAAAAGAUUUGUAAACAUAAUUAAUAAUACAUGUUUGUUAGUAAAAGUUAUUAAUGAAAAUUAUAUAAUUAUAAAUAAGGAUAAUAUUGAAAGUGGAAAUAAUAAGGGAAAUAUUUAUAAAGUAAUUUUUGUGUGGUUAUUGUUUUUAUAUAUAAUAUCAUUUUUUACAUUUUUUUUUCGUAAAUUUUUUAUAAUGAAUAUUUUGCCAAAUAAUUAUGAUAAUUUAUUUAGUCUAUAUAAAGUUUUUCAGGCAAUUAAAAAUGUAGAUUCUAAUAAUAUAUCCGUUCUUGAAUUUUUUGAAAAAUUUCAAAAAACCUAUUUUAUAAUAAAUAAAUUUUUUGAAGAUAUUCCUCAAUUUUUUUUAUGUUUAUUAUUUUUUAUAUUAAAUGGGAAAGAUUAUUUUUUAAUAUUCACUAUGAUAUGUCCUUUUGUUUUUUUUUCUGUUGGCCUUUUAAAUCAUGGAUUGGGGCUUGGCGGUUUGUUGAGGUCGAGUCUUUGGGUAUCCCUUAAUUUGAUAGAUGGCAUAUUCAUAAAGCACGAUGCUGUACCACCAAAUAUGUUUUUUUUAUUGUAUUCAAGCAUUGUUUUUUUUGGAGGGUCUAUUGUAACUAUUGUUGUGAAGAAUCUUGUCAGUUUGUUCUGGAUGCCAUAUAUUUACCUUCAAUUUUCAGCAUUACUACUAAUGAGUAGUAUUUGUCUUUUGUUAUUUUUGUAUUCCUAUUAUUUUAAGGAAGAAAGUUUUUAUUUAAAUCCAUAUUAUUCUUUAUAG